Molecule: messenger RNA, 6406 nt
Organism: Equus quagga
Lineage: Eukaryota; Metazoa; Chordata; Mammalia; Perissodactyla; Equidae
Product: nuclear factor interleukin-3-regulated protein
Exons: 2
Coding region: 4733-6109 (458 amino acids)
Biological process (GO): transcription by RNA polymerase II; circadian rhythm; regulation of DNA-templated transcription
Cellular component (GO): nucleus
Molecular function (GO): DNA binding; DNA-binding transcription factor activity
Source: RefSeq, a predicted model, not a curated record
CCUAAGAACAUCCCCAAAUGUCAACAGACCACAGAAAUUGGGGGCGGGGGCGCUCCAGCAUUUAUGGUGAUGGAAAGAGGGGCCCCAGCUUGACUGUGGCUACUCGAGUCGACGUCUUUUUUCCUCCUUUAAACCUUUAGUUAUGCGGUCACAGGCUAGAGCAGAGGGAACGCGAACCUCCUGAGUUCAAAAUAAAACAAAAAUCAAAAGGCACACGUAGCCGCCGCUGUCCCGGCCACUCUGGUAACGCAAUCCUGGCGCAAGACUUCCGCGAUCGUGCCCCUGCAGUAGUCCGCAGGGAGUUCAGGGCGGCAUCUCAGAUGUUCUCUGAAAGCCCAUCAGCGCAAUGCGCUUUGUUGGAAAGUCGGUUUCUCUGGGGUCGUAUCCUGCACCCCUGUCCCCCCUCAGUCUGUUUCUUGAGUGUCAGGCUCUGUCAGUAGUUAGAGAACAACUUGGGUGAAGCGCGGAGGUCGCGGGCUCUGGGCUCAGCUGAGCUGCGUCCAGGCCCCAGCCUGUGAGCUCAGCGCUGCCCUGAUUGACAUCCGCCUCCAGGGUAAACUGAGGGAAUCAGACCUGUCCCGCUGGGCGGUUGUGACGAGCUCAGUAAAGGCUUCUUGUGUCAUUGACCAGGAACCAGGUUUGUUUGUUUUUUCCGUAAAGGGAGUCAUCUUCAUUUUUCUCUACCUAAAUCUUUAUGCAGUAAUAGUAAAGGUUGGUGUUUGAAUUAAGCAUACAAUUAAAGAGCCUUCUUGAAAUCUUUUUUGUUCUAAUAAUGAUUAAAUAUUUUUUUUUGAAAGUGUUUGCCAUUAUGUUCAAUGGUAAUUUGAGAUUGGAAGGAAUUCUUGACAGGAUUGCAAAAUCUCAGACUUCUUGAGUCAUUGAGUUAAUGUUUUGGAAAACUGUGUGAAGGAACAUACAGGGGAGUUGAUGGUGGCAGGAAUGGUGUGAAAAGUGCCCAGCAGCUCUGCUUGCCCAGUUCCCUGGACCUCUCUGUGCCGGUGUUCCUGCCUGGAUACUCUCUGCAUUUAAACUUCUGUGAUCUGAGAUCGCCAGGCUGGUUAGACCCCGCAGAUGUGCCCUCUGGGUGGGCGUGUGGGCUGCAGCCUAUGCGCCGGAAAACUAAGGAUGGCUCCUGGGAAACUGCUGAUGUCUGGCCCCUUUAAGCCCCUUUGACUAAUACAGAAAAUGUCUUUGGGUUACGCUUGCACUGCUUCCCUAAGAAUCUCCAGAGGCUAGAAAGGCCUAGAACUGCCAUCAUCCUCGUUGCUGGGUACUGCUCAUUCUUCAGAUAGGAGGUGAAGAGCUAAUAUUCACUAAAAGCUCGCCCUGCAUGUGCCAGGCACUGUGUGGAGUGUGGUGCUGUCAUCUCUAUUUGAUAGAUAAGGGAGUGGAGGCGAGAGAAACUGAUUAGCAGCCCAGGCCAGGAGCCUGAAAAGGGGCGGAGCCUUGCUGGGACCCCCCCCCCCCAUCCCCCUCCCCUGCAUGAGUGCAGGCUCGCUGUAGUUCUUGAAACAAUUUCCUUUUCUGUGUUAAAGGCUUAUCUUUGCAAAGUGCAAUUAUAACAUCACUAUGAUGCAACAGCCUGAAAAUUAAAACCCUCUGUGAGAGCCCUGUCCCAGGUUGAGCAACGGGGCCUGACUCACCCGCUGCGGGGAUAUUUCUAGUGACCUUGCCUUGGUCCAUCCAGUCAGUUUGGAGAGGUAGAUGUGAGUGCAGCGGGGAGUGGAAAAGGCACAGUCAUAGUGCCCGGCUUUAUUUUUACCCCAGCUCAACUCACACAUACUUCAUUAUUUCCAUUGUAAUCCAGAUGGCGUUGGUGCCGUGAAAAGUUGUUUAUUUUUAAUACGGAUUGAGGAAUGAGGGCCCACUUGGGAUUCAAUUCAAAAUAUGACAGAAACAAUGUAGUUGAAGUUUCCUUUAAUAUUCAUUUCUUGUUUUUGUAAGGUAUGCGUCUAUUUCACAGGGUUAACACAUUGUUUGAUAUCCUGUUAUUUUUCUAAAUUAUAUUUGAGUUGAUUUUUAUCCAGAUGGGACUCAUAGGAGAAUGUCGAAAGACGCUGACCUUUGAUCACAGACAUUACAUAAGAGUUUUUCAGUUUCAAAAUGAAUUUAUAUUACUACCACCCCCAAUUAUCUCUCAAAUUUCUUUGCAAAUAACUUUCCUCUAGUUGAAAAAAAAAUACUGUUUUUCAUCUGGCUUUAAUUAGAGAGCACAGGCUUGUUUUUAUGAUAAAAUUUAGUAGGGAUUUACUAGAUACAGUUUGUAAUAAUCUGUGCUUUGAAGACUCAGUUUCAUUGGAAUCAGAAUGAUGUUUAUAAGCCUUUUAGUUAUCAGAACAUGGUGUCUUUAUUAAUUAACUUUCCGGUGAUCUUAAACUGCUAUUAAGUUGUCUUCAAAUAAACACUAAAACUAAACAUUGGAAAAAAUCUGUCUUAUUCAUAAGGCACAUAGUAAAGUAAAGGACAUUUAUAAUCAUCUGUGCCCUGGGAAAGAAAGUGAAAUUAGAAUGCUGCUUCAGUGUCAGUAGGAGCACUGAAGGACUCUUACUACCACACCCUUGCCCCACCCAGCCCCUGUACACACCACUUUUGCCAUCAUUGCUCCGUGUUGUGUGUGUUCUGGGAUUACUUACCCAUGGCAGCAUUUCCUAUAACUGGGUUACUGGGUGCUUGUUAGUGUCCCUUAACAUUUCAGAUGUGUUGCUAGACUGACAAAUUCUCUUUUUGCAAGUUUCAAGAAAACUAAUGGUCCCCAUUUUGAAGUGACUGGAGAUUUUUAAAAACGCGUUUCCCCCUCAAUUCCUGUCACCCGUUGGUGGGGGCGGUUUUGUCUUUACGUAGUUCUCCAGCUGCACGAUUGUGUGCACGCGUUAGCAUCUGUGUGCUUACUCCGUGCAGUCUUCAGAAUAUUUUUGUUGUGCACUGAACUGCAAGCGCUGGCCUCUUUUAUGAAAGAAGGUCACCUUAUACUAUUUCAUAUUUCAGUUCCUUAAAUUAUAUCAAUAUGAUAAUAGAAUGCAACAUUGUCGUCAUAUUUAUUGUUUAAAUCUAAUUUUCAAGUUGUGUUUUGUUGAGGGUGAGAGAGCAACAAACUUGAAAUAUUUUCAUUUGUCAUAAACUCUGUCUGGUUUUGACACUUUUACAGCUGCACCUAAAUAGAAAAAAUAGGUCAGUUUGUUGCUAUGAUAGGAUAGAUUUUGGCAAAGUGUGAGAGGCCGUUUAUGUGUGUGUUCAUGUCUCCAUCAAGUACACGUUUCUCUCUGGCUUUAAAGUCUGUGUUCCUAGAGACAGAAUUAUAUUAUUAAUGGGAGGCCUUAAUUGGCACUCAGAAUGGUUAACAUAGUUUUCUUAAUUUAAAAAGGCUUCUAUUUUUCAGCCUGAUUGGAAAAUCCUCUUACGACUUCAGUGUUUCCUGAGUUUCUUCAUCCCCACUCGAUUGCACAUGUAUUUUCCUAUUUUGUCUCUGCUUUUAAAUACUGGAUUUUAUUUUUAUCCAUGAAUAGAAGAAAAGCAUUUUAUUGAAACAGUCACGUCACGUCAUGGAUUUUACCCACAGGAAGAAAAUAAGGUUAACGUUUUGCUGGUAGAAAUGGAGCGACACAGCAAUAGUUUAAAGAGCUGUGAAUUGAGUAACUUUUUUUCUUAACUUAAAUGGCAUUUCUCUCAAAAACAAGCAAAUGCUUGCUUAGUGGAGGGAGAGGGUUUGCAGUUUAACAUAAAAGAAUUUUUUUCUGUAAUGGUAUCUAUACUACACCUCUGAGGGAGUGAGUAGCAUAUUCAGAAAAUAGAGGGAAAAUGAGAGAGUUCUAUAAAAAUGUUUCCAAAUCACUGAGCACAGAAGAUAGUGUUUCAUCUUGUAUUGACAGAAUUUUAAAAUUAAAAUAGAUAAUAGAAACAAUUUGCAAUAAGGCGUCCCCUUUAAAGAGAGAAUUAAUAACAAAAUAUCUCAUAGUAGAUUCUAAUGUCUAAACUAUUAGUAAGAUUUUAGAUGCUUGAAACAGAAUGCUUUUUCCUUCCUUGUUUUGUAAAGAGUUUGAAUUGUCAACCAUUCUCUAUGAGAUGCGGUGGGGGCCCAGGAAGACACAGUCUGUCAUUGUAAACACAAGUAAUGAGGUUACUCCUCGAGUGGAAAUUUGGUCUAGAAUUUAUGUUGUAAAGUUUUAUUCUUUUAGAGAAUCUUCUAAACCAGAUUUUAACCUUAAUUAAAAACAAUAUUUAGGUCAUCUGACUUAAAUAGACUUUAAAGUUCUGGGCUUAUGAGACGUGGCUCCUGCCUGUGGAAAUAGUGUAAUGUACCAUGAAAAAGCAAUAAUUAGAGGCCGCACGUCCGCAUUAGGUAUGGGAAAAUAUGUCAAUUGGAAUGUGAUGACUCCUGCUCUUAAAUUUCUCUCUCUAUUUGUGUUUUUUAAGCAGCCAUAUUACCUAAUGGGUGUAAUGAAGCUGGUCAUGCUGAACACGCCAGCAUCGUAGACUUGGCAUGCAGUGUCAAUUACUCACCAAAAAUGAAACAAGCGGUGACUGACGUAGCGUUAGUCGUGAUCUGAAAACACGAGGCAGAGGUAACCCAGAAGAGCCGCACUCCAUUCAGGCGGAGGAGCCGGAGAGGUUUGUCCCGGAGAGUAGAACACAAAGAAUAUUGAUGGAUUUUAAACCACACUUUUUCAAGCGUUUGAGAAGACUGGAAAAGUAAUUUGUUCUCCUGCACUGCAUAUAUAGGUUAAGAUUGUUUCUGAUGCAGCUGAGAAAAAUGCAGACCAUCAAGAAGGAGCAGGCGUCUCUUGAGACUGGUCACAGUGUGGACAAGAUGAUGGUGCUUAACUCUGCUUUAACUGAGGUCUCUGAAGACUUGACGACAGGAGAAGAGUUACUUCUAAACGAAGGCAGCGUGGGGAAAAACAAAUCUGCAUCGUGUCGGAGGAAACGGGAAUUCAUUCCCGACGAAAAGAAAGAUGCCAUGUAUUGGGAAAAACGGCGGAAGAAUAACGAAGCUGCCAAGAGGUCUCGUGAGAAGCGUCGACUGAAUGACCUGGUUUUAGAGAACAAACUCAUUGCACUGGGAGAAGAAAACGCCACUUUAAAAGCUGAACUGCUUUCCCUGAAAUUGAAGUUUGGUUUAAUUAGCUCCACAGCAUAUGCCCAAGAGAUUCAGAAGCUCAGUAAUUCCACAGCUGUGUACUUUCAAGAUUACCAGACUUCCAAAGCCAGCAUGAGCUCCUUUGUGGAGGAGCACGAGCCCUCGAUGGUGGCCAGCAGCUGCAUCUCCGUCAUUAAGCAUUCUCCGCAGAGCUCCCUGUCUGAUGUCUCGGAAGUGUCCUCGCUGGAACCUUCUCAGGAGGGCCCCGCGCAGAGUCCUGAAAGCAAGUUCCAGGUCAUCAAGCAAGAGCCGAUGGAACUGGAGAGCUACACGAGGGAGCCGAGGGACGACCGAGGCGCCUACCGGGCAGCCGUGUACCAGAGCUACGUGGGGAACCCUUUUCCUGGCUUUUCACACUCUCCGCCCCUCCUGCAGGUCCACCCGUCCUCCAGCAACUCUCCGAGGACGUCAGAAACCGACGACGGGGUGGUCGGGAAGUCAUCCGACGGAGAGGACGAGCAGCAGGUUCCCAAGGGCCCCAUCCACUCUCCCGUGGAACUGCCGCGUGUGCACACGACGGUGGUUAAAGUUCCAGAGGUGAACUCCUCUGCCUUGCCCCACAAGCUUCGGAUUAAAGGCAGAGCGAUGCAGAUAAAAGUGGAAGCGUUCGACAACGAGUUGGAUGCCGCGCAAAAACUUUCCUCGCCGAUUGACAUGACAUCCAAGAGACAUUUUGAACUCGAGAAGCACAGUGCCCCAAAUAUGGUACACCCUUCCCUCACCCCUUUCUCAGUGCAAGUGACGAACAUUCAAGAUUGGUCUCUCAAAUCGGAACACUGGCAUCAAAAAGAAUUUAAUGGCAAAACUCAGAGUAGUUUCAAAACUGGAGUGGUUGACAUGAAAGACAAUGGCUACAAAGUUUCUGACCCAGAGAAUUUGUUUUUGAAGCAGGGGAUAGCAAACUUAUCUGCAGAGGUGGUUUCACUGAAGAGACUCAUAGCCACGCACCAAAUCUCUGCCUCGGACUCCGGGUGAAGUCCUACUGAGCCGGCUCUGGGCGUUGAGGAAGAUGUCUGCAAUAGAUGGAUACGUUUUGUACUAGGCUGAAUUUUCACUGGACUGUGAUGUCAUUUCACUGUAACAUUCACAUGUUGUCUGUUGGGUGUCUUUUUGUGCACAAAUUAUUAUGAGGAUUAGAUGAUGUUAUCACUCUGCCUUCUGUAUCGUCCAAUAGUCCAUGCAAAGGCUGUAUAUAUUGAACAUUAUUUUUGUUGUUCUAUUAUAAAGGUGUAAGUUACCAGUUUCAAUAAAGGAUUGGUGACAAACACAGAA